This is a messenger RNA of Helicoverpa armigera (cotton bollworm), 1736 nucleotides long. RefSeq lists its product as uncharacterized. The transcript has 7 exons. The record is from RefSeq and is a predicted model, not a curated record. Bases 108 to 1628 code for a protein of 506 amino acids. Lineage: Eukaryota; Metazoa; Arthropoda; Insecta; Lepidoptera; Noctuidae.
UGUACUUACAUACUUGACACCAUUGACACUCAAUUGGCACCAUCGUUUUGGAUCUCAAAAUUUUAUGUCAACAUGGAGAUAAGAUCGGCAAAUAGUUUAUCGAAUGUAUGAAUUCAAUGAAUUACAUAGGUCAGAGUAACUUACGACUGUGCUCACGCAACGAGGGUAAGAUCAAAUCAUACGAGUCUUGCCGCGACGUCAGAGCAUGGAGUCAUGACGUGCGGGCGCGCGAUCGUUACCUCAGGGAAUGGAUAAAGUGCGAUAUGCCUAUUUGCGUUUUACCCACGAGCACUUUAGCCAGCUUCAUGAGAACCAUGACAUGCAGAAGCCGAGGCAGGGCCACGCCCCGUUGUCAUCCCGAUUGUAAAUCAAAAGUUGUGCUAGAUAGCAUUUGUGAUUCAUGUAAUGCUAUAAAGGAAUGUUUAAAAAAUGAAGAGGGUUUCGAUAAGUACUUUGACGAUGAGGAAUUUGAAACUAGCCAUUGGCCUUGUGACCGAUGCCUGGAGGCCCUCAAAAGCAUUAAAAUGCUUUGGAAAAUCAUUAUCGAAAAGAUCUUUCAUGUAAAUAUUCCAAAAGAUGAGGAUCUCGCUCAGAAUGAGUGUUGUCGCACAGAUAGUGUGCGGUCUGUUGCAAAAGUUUGGCAAACUGAAAUGGUGCAACAGGCCAUGUUUGUGAGGAAUAUCUCACCGUACUUAACUCGUGCUAUUUUCCCAAUUCCCUGUUGUUGGAAAGGAAAAAAAAGCAAAAGAGAACCUCUCACAUGUCCUUUUAAACCGCAAGGAUAUCCAGAUGGUUUCCCUGAAUGUAAGAAAAAAUGUUCUCUGACAGAUUGUAGAAAACCAUGUUGCAAGAAUAACAGAUCAACAGACACUGAUUUCAUAUCGAAUCCUUCGGUAUGCAGAUCGAAUAAAUCGUGUUCGACGUCACAAAGUCAAAGAGUGUGCAGUAAGCACUGCGCUGCAAAAGUCAGACUGGUUGAUAAACAAUGUCAUUGUAAUGAAAUUAGCGAAGAAAUUAAUGCUUAUAAAAUAAACCUCGAGAAGUUACAAGAUAAAUGUAAUUGCCAGAAGACUGAAAUAGACAAACUGAAAAAAGAAAACAGUUCCUUAAAAAUUGAACUUCAAAAUGUGUACAAAAAUUCUUCAUGGAAAUCAACAUUCUUUAGUCCUUUCAAAAGUGCAAGUAAGCACGAUAGUGUUGCUAUAUUGCCUAAACCAUUUGAAUGUUGUACAGACGAUAUUCCGAAUGUAAGCGAAGUCAAAGGAAUUGACUCAGAAAUGAUAAUAACAAUGAAGAAUUGUAAGAAUGAGACGUACAGACACAUUUCUUUGUUACAAGUUUUACAUAAAACUAACGACCCAGAUAAAGGAGUACUUAGUAGAGAGAGCGAUUGCUGUAGUAGGAAAGAAGAUCCUAUUGUGCUGUUAACUAAAGUGCAAAACACUUUUGGAGCUAUCGUGAAACGAGAAAUGGGUAUAGCUUAUGAGAGAAAGUUGCGUGAAAAAAAGUCUGUAAUCAAUGCUUCAUUCCAUAAAGUGAAUUCUAGCAAGUCUGCGCCCUCGUGUUCCACAAUCACAGAUACCAGUACUGAUUCACGUUGCGACUUUCGUUUAAUACAUGAAUCAUAAUUCGAGUGUACAUGUUUAAGCAGGUGAAGAUGAAAACAUACAUCGUUGUCAAGAUAAAAUUGUAUUUGUAUGUGUUAAGUGGCGUGAAAUAUAAUGUGUUAGUUCAUA